AUGGCCGCCACGCUCAGUUCGCAUCACAUUCAAGCUCCUCACAAGCUCCAAAACUCACUCAAUCAAGCCUCUUCAAGCCAAACCAUUGACUUGGCCCUCUUCCCGGACGGACUCAAAACAACUGGCCAACAUGAACCACUCCCCGAACACCUUCACCCAUUUGAAGAGUUCCCUUCAGAAAUCACAGGGCGCACAGUCUGGAAAGCUGAAGAAUACAAGGAUCAUCCCGAGAAAUGGGUUCAUCGCUUCACGACCGCUGAGGUUGAAGAAUUGAGUUCUACUGCGGAUCGGUUUAUUGCUGCUGGUACGCCGUUGACUGGUAUUUCCCAGAAAAACUUCAUCCUCCCCAAUCUCGGGCCUUACCUCUACAACGAACUGCGCGACGACCUAAUCAACGGCAAAGGCUUCAUCCUCUUCAAAGGUCUACCCGUCACGGAAUGGGGAAACCACAAGUCAGCCGUUGCGUAUAUGGGCCUUGGUACAUAUCUUGGUUACUUUGUGAGUCAGAAUAGUCGCGGUCAUGUCUUGGGACAUGUCAAGGAUCUCGGCGAGGAUCCGACCCAGAUUGAUAAGGUGAGGAUCUAUAGGACGAAUGCUCGUCAAUUCUUCCACGUUGAUGACUCGGAUAUCGUCGGAUUGCUCUGUAUUACUCGUGCGCUAGAAGGUGGAGAGUCCGAUUUGGCCUCUUCUCAUCACGUUUAUAAUGUGCUCGCCAAAGAACGCCCGGACGUGCUCAAAACGCUGACGGAGCCGAUCUGGUAUUUCGACCGAAAGGGGGAGACGUCGAAAGGUCAAGAAGAAUAUAUCAAGACGACUGUAUUCUAUCUUGAGAGGACCGAAGAGAACCCUCGUGUGUACCUCAAAUGGGACCCUUACUACGUCCGCUCACUCACACGCUUCUCCGACAAGGGCAUCAUCCCGCCCCUUUCAGACAAACAACAAGAAGCCCUGCGCGUGCUCGAAGAAACGGCGCAACGUCUUUCGUUGCAUAUGAUCCUCGAAGUCGGCGACAUCCAGUUUUUGGCGAACAUGCACAUUUUGCAUGCUCGUACCGCGUACAAGGACUAUGCGCCGCCGGCACCACGACGGCACUUGAUGAGGUUGUGGCUCGCCACGCCGGAGAGUGAAGGGGGGUGGAAGUUGCCGUUUUGGGAUAGUGAUGAGAAGAAGCGGGGUGGGAUUCAGGUUGAUGAUCAGCCGCCUGUUGCGUUGUUGGAUGCUGAGUAA
Molecule: messenger RNA, 1227 nt
Organism: Talaromyces marneffei
Lineage: Eukaryota; Fungi; Ascomycota; Eurotiomycetes; Eurotiales; Trichocomaceae
Exons: 4
Coding region: 1-1227 (408 amino acids)
Molecular function (GO): oxidoreductase activity
Source: RefSeq, a predicted model, not a curated record